This is a messenger RNA of Wallemia ichthyophaga EXF-994, 933 nucleotides long. Its product is annotated as rRNA 2'-O-methyltransferase fibrillarin 2. The coding region runs from base 1 to 933 and encodes 310 amino acids. Gene Ontology annotation, cellular component: nucleolus; small-subunit processome; box C/D methylation guide snoRNP complex. Gene Ontology annotation, biological process: box C/D sno(s)RNA 3'-end processing; rRNA methylation. Lineage: Eukaryota; Fungi; Basidiomycota; Wallemiomycetes; Wallemiales; Wallemiaceae. Gene Ontology annotation, molecular function: RNA binding; histone H2AQ104 methyltransferase activity; rRNA methyltransferase activity. The transcript is spliced from 4 exons. The record is from RefSeq and is a predicted model, not a curated record.
AUGGCUUUCGGUGGUGAUCGUGGUGGUCGCGGUGGCGCAAGAGGCGGUCGUGGCGGUGCAAGAGGUGGAUUCGGUGGUCGCGGUGGUGGCAGAGGUGGUGCUACCCGCGGUGGUGGUGUUCAAGGCAGAGGCGGUAGAGGCGGUGCUCCACGUGGUCGCGGUGCUCCAAGAGGCGCUCCAAGAGGUGGCAGAGGUGGUAAACCUGGCCCAGGUGGAAAGAAGGGCGGUAACGUCAUCCUUGAACCACACAGACAUAAGGGUAUCUUUAUCGCUAAAGGAAAGGAACACUUGCUUGUCACAAAGAACUUGGUCCCUGGUGAAGCCGUUUACGGUGAGAAGAGAAUCGCCGUUGAAGGCGACGACGGCACAAAGGUUGAAUACAGAGUCUGGAAUCCUUUCCGCUCCAAGUUGGCUGCUGGUGUUUUGGGUGGUUUGGACAACAUCCACAUUCAGCCUGGCUCAAAGGUCCUCUACCUCGGUGCUGCUUCAGGUACUUCUGUUUCUCACGUUGCAGACGUCGUCGGUCCAGAGGGCUGUGUCUACGCUGUCGAGUUCUCCCACAGAUCCGGAAGAGAUUUGGUCAACAUGUGUAAGAAGCGUACAAACGUCAUCCCAAUCGUCGAAGAUGCUCGUCACCCAAUGAAGUACCGUAUGUUGUUAGGAACUGUUGAUGCCAUCUUUGCCGAUGUUGCUCAACCUGAUCAAUCUAGAAUUGUUGCCCUCAACGCUCAUCACUUCCUCAAAAACGAAGGCCACGCUGUCAUCUCCAUCAAGGCUUCAUGUAUUGAUUCUACCGCUCCUGCUGAGGCCGUUUUCGCCCAAGAAGUACGCAAAUUGCAACAGGAAUCUUUCAAGCCAAGAGAACAACUUUCAUUGGAACCUUACGAGCGUGAUCACGCUGUGGUCGUUGCCCGCUACGAGCGUCACAAGUAA